Parascedosporium putredinis is the source of this 597-nucleotide messenger RNA. NCBI's taxonomy places the organism in Eukaryota, Fungi, Ascomycota, Sordariomycetes, Microascales, Microascaceae. The record is from the annotation of a GenBank genome assembly.
AUGAAGGCCAACUUCGCACUCGCCGUCGCCACCCUCGCGACACCGCCAUCGACGGCCAGCUCUUCCGCCUCAACAACUCCAGCCCCAUCAUCUCCCCGGCGUUUCGGAGCCCCCUACAACCCCGCGGACCACUACACCCGCUUUUCCGACUCCGAAGCCGGCAAGCUGCGCGUUAUCCCCACGAACCCCCACCCAGGCCCCGUUUCCGGCUACCUCGCCCUCGCCGAGGACGAGAACGUGCAGGGCGCUCUCCGCCUCGUCGAGACGUGGCAGCCCAACAGCGAGGGUGUGCAGGCUAGUGGGUGGAAGAUCAAGAGGCAGUGCGACGGCACGUCGCUCCUUAGAUUCGGGUCCAGUAGGGAUAACCGGUGGAUCGCCGUUGAGGAGCAGACGGCGCAGGGCGGCAAGCGUUGGAUUCCCUGGUGGGUUACCGGGGAUAUCGUGGGUCUUGAUGAGGAGUCGUACGCGGUCGCCGACGUGUCUGUGCUUGUGACUACAUGCCCCGUCAACUCUAAUGCCGCCGGCGGGUCGAGGACUGCUAGGCUCCUCUCGUAUAAAUUGGAGGCUUACGGAUGGAGGUUGGAAAAGUGUAUCUGA